Messenger RNA from Sphaerulina musiva SO2202, 729 nucleotides. RefSeq lists its product as uncharacterized. Lineage: Eukaryota; Fungi; Ascomycota; Dothideomycetes; Mycosphaerellales; Mycosphaerellaceae. Bases 96 to 464 code for a protein of 122 amino acids. The transcript has 4 exons. The record is from RefSeq and is a predicted model, not a curated record.
GCAUACACCAAAAUCAAGCUCUGCAACACUUCGACAUACCCGUCACACUUCAACUCACUCACCACACUUCAACCACCACCACCACCACCACUACCAUGUCUUCAAACGUUGGCGACCGUCGCACUUACGAGGAUGGUGACCAGAAAAACUACACCGACGCGGAGCUGAAGGCGCAGAAGGAGUCUGAGCGCUUCGACGAGGGCAAGAAGAACUCACACAACGCGACUGACGCAAAGGACGAGCGCUCCAUUGCCAACCGCCUAGCUGCUGAGGAGAAGAAAGACCAAGAGCCGGACUCAGAGAAGAGCCAAGAAGCAUUCGAAUCGAAGAAGGACGCGACUUUGCCCGCCCGCAACCACGGCAACGAGCCCUCCAAGGGGGCCAAGAUUGACCAGCAGCUUCGCGAGGAGGAGGAGGCAAUCCUCAAGAAAAAGGGUGAUUUUGGCCCAGCUGCUUCAAACUAAAGCUUUCUGUUCUGUUGUUAGCAUACUACCAACCAGCGUUGCCGCAUAGAAAGAGGAUUGGCAAUACAGAGCCAGAAAACAUCACGAUGAGAUGUGUAGAUGAUACCAUUGGGCGAGGAAGCUCCAGAUCGGCAUAUAGUCUGCCGCAGAACAGAGGAUAAAACCAGGUUCUUGAAUUGAGAAAAGUCUUGUCAGACCAGAUGAAGUUUUACCCUGCCCAGCUCACGUUAUUCCCUGUGUCACUACUACUUCCACUAGACAGCAG